Molecule: messenger RNA, 2514 nt
Organism: Synchytrium microbalum
Lineage: Eukaryota; Fungi; Chytridiomycota; Chytridiomycetes; Synchytriales; Synchytriaceae
Exons: 13
Coding region: 1-2514 (837 amino acids)
Molecular function (GO): RNA binding
Source: RefSeq, a predicted model, not a curated record
AUGGCCGACUCUCCAAACCAUCAUAAUCAACAUCCCCCAAAACGACAACAUUUAUUCUCCCCUUUCAACCCUCCUGCAUUCAGCUUCCUGGACCCAUACAUUGACACUCAAGAUGAUGGAAUCAUAGAUCCAGUCAAUACCUCAACUAUAUAUGACUCGCCUUCAUCGCUGCUUCAACCAUUGCGUGACUUGUUACUCUCGUCUGAAAGGUUGGAAAAGCCAAGGUCAAGUCGAUUUCCGUGGCUAGAACCGCAGAAUGACUCUGAUCAAGCAAAUCUAUCAUUCCCAUCACUCCCGCAGACGGAUGCCUUGCUACAUGAAUCUUCUCUAUCACCACAUGGCAAAGCUCAUCACGAGACAUGUUCGCCUGGCAAUUCUGCCAAUUGUGGCUCGAUGCAAGCGGCUGCAGCAGCAGAACCGACGCCACGUAGCUCUGCCAAACCAAACUUGUUUCAGACUGGCCAAGCAACACCACACGAAACUCCAAAUCGUCCUUGGCCUCGCGAGUCUCUGGAUGGCUCUUAUGGAGUCGGGAAUCGUGGAAGAUCUCGCUCUAGUCCACAUCUUGCUCGAACAUUGUUUACCCCACCAUUUACUCCAAGACUAUAUUCUAGAUCUGGUUUGAGUGAUGAUGGAUCUCCACGAGGGUCGUCGUCAAUCCACGAUUACAUUGCCAGUCUCACAUCAUCUAUUCAAGAUGAUGUCGAGUUUCCAAUCAAUGAUACACUUGUUAUGAGAGAUGCUACUAGAAACUCUCUAUUGCCAUCUCUGCCUCCUUCUCGUAUAGUCAUCAUAGAGAGCGUAGAUGAAGACGUGUCUUUUGACGAGUUGCGCUCUGCUCUGAUGACUCAUGGUGAAAUACGUCACUUGUCAAUUUAUGGAACUACAUGCAUUUGUGUGUACUACCAUCUUGGUGCUGCUGUUGAUUGUGUGAAUCAUCUACGAAAGUAUGGAUUGGCUCAUCAGCAAGUUACCGUGGCAUUUGGCAACCUUGGAACUCUACGCAAGAUUGGACCUGUACCUGAAGAUGUCUUGGUCAAUCAAGGAACUUUGAUUGUUUGGAAUUAUGGUGGUGGUGCCGAAAAUCUAUUGACUAUACUCAGAAAGUGUGGAGAAGUCAAGUCAAUAGAGGAUCAUGAGCUAUGCCCAAAGACAGCUUUUGUCCUUGAAUUCUAUGAUAUUCGAAACGCAAAGCGUGCGUUGGAGUUUAUGCAACUAUAUCAGAAUGAUGUAUUUGUCGAGUACAAGGACCCUCUGAAAAGGACUUGGAUCCCUUCUACUGACUCGUCAUCUAAAUCAAACUACUUUUCGCCAUCACUACUUGAUUUGGAUCUUGAACCACUAUUCUACUUGUCGCCAGAUACCAGAACACUAUCAACUUCACCUACUCGAACACCUCCAUCGAACCACGAUGGCAGCAGUAGUUUAGAGUUUCCUGAUACACCACGUCGACUCAGUCGGCCUCGUGUACCAAACAUCGUCACCUCAUUCGACCAAUCGCCGUUGACGCAACGAUCUACUUGUGGUGGUGGUAGAGAUGGUGGAGCCAUGGCUGCUGGUGAACGAAGUCCGACAUUGUUUGCAAACACAUCACCAUACCAUCGUCUAGACUAUCCAAUGUCUCAACAAGUCUCAUCACCACAAUCAGAACGUACAAACAGUGCUCCAGUCGAUAUUCGACGUCCCAUACCACGUGGCCGAGCACGAUUGUUUCCUUCAACUGAUAUGGCCAGCCCAUUCAGUGGAAUGAACAAUGAUUCAUGGUUGGCCGCACCAUUGUCAUCAAAUAGUUUUGAUUCUCCCAUCUCGCCACUUCUUGUAUCGCCACGCUCCUCUGCUGCACCUGUCAUGGGUCAGCCACAACAGCAGCGUAGUGGUAGCAAUAGUUCUAGUAGCGGUAGUUCUGCUGCACAGAAGGGAGACUUUGACUUGGAAAGAGUUGUGGCUGGCCGUGACUCGCGUACUACUUUUAUGAUCAAGAAUAUACCCAACAAGUACACUCAGCAAAUGCUCAUUGACUUCUUGAAUGAUGGCCAUCUUGGAGAAUUUGACUUUCUUUAUUUGAGAAUUGACUUUUUGAACAGGUGCAAUGUUGGAUAUGCAUUCAUAAACUUUGUCUCCACAAAGUCAGUCAUUGCAUUCGCCGAACGUGUUGUUGGAAAACGUUGGCCACGCUUCAAUUCCACAAAGAUAUGCACUCUCAGCUAUGCCAAAGUUCAAGGACUUGAUUCUUUGAUCAGAAAGUUUCGAGAUUCGUCUGUGAUGCUUGAAGAGCCUGCAUUCAGACCCAAAUUGUUUCACACUGAGGGAAGUUUGAAAGGGCAAGAGCGAGACUUUCCUGCUCCUACUGCACCACUUCGACCAAGUUCUCGUGGCUUGUUUACUCGUGAAUUGGGAUACGUCCACACUCCUACAUUGAUGAAUGGAUCUCCUUCACGAGCAUCAACUGUUGACACAGAUGGUGUAGAGGCAUCUCUUGGCAAUUUGAUCUUGGAAGACGAGUCAAGCUUGUAG